Molecule: messenger RNA, 570 nt
Organism: Loa loa (African eye worm)
Lineage: Eukaryota; Metazoa; Nematoda; Chromadorea; Rhabditida; Onchocercidae
Exons: 3
Source: RefSeq, a predicted model, not a curated record
GUGGUUCAGGACAAUGGUCGUUCAAAAUUGACCCUGGAGAUGAUAGUCUUGUUUGGCAACAUCCUGAAUGAUCAAGCAGCCUUUUUGUUUGCUUCACAUGUAGAAAGGCCUAGAAAAGGUGGACAACCGAAGCUCAUUUCAGUCUCCGCUUGGUUGGCUAACCGAGCUCAACGGUCGUCUUCUGAUGAGAUCGAACAAAGGCAAAAAAGCAAAGGUUUACACUCGCAUGCUGGAACAUCAGAACCAUGCUUGAUACUGAGGAUAGUGGGCGUCCCGAAUGUCAUCUGGAACGUUCGUUCUGUUCUAAUUGUCCACGAACUAUCACCAUUCAAGACUGACAUUGCUGAUAGUGGGCGUCCCAAAUGUCAUCUGGAACUUCUUCUCUUUAGCAUUUGCAUUCCAACUCUGCAAGCUGACCUUACUGUAAAAGACAAAUUUUACAUCGACUUACGCCAUUUCAUCCAAAUGGUUCCGGAUAAUCAGGUCCUUGGUGACUUCAAUGCUAAAGUUGUGGAGAAAUUCCGAAGCCUAGAAAAGAAUACUAGACAAGCAUGGUAUUGGAAACAAUAA